AUGCUUUUCAUAGCAGGAUUUGUUUUCAUCUACUAUACGAUAUGGGCACUAUUACUUCCAUUCUUAUCUUCUGAUUCGCCGGUACAAUCACUCUUCCCCGCAAGAGAGUGGGCAAUCAAACUUCCUUUGUUGAUCUUACUGUCGGGUAUAUCAGCUGUAGGGUUAUUCUUCGCCAGAGUCAUGUUGAGUGAAGCCAGAAAGAAGGCGGUCAAAGGUGGAAAAAAGGUUUAA
Messenger RNA from Kwoniella shivajii, 231 nucleotides. RefSeq lists its product as uncharacterized. Gene Ontology annotation, cellular component: endoplasmic reticulum membrane; dolichol-phosphate-mannose synthase complex. NCBI's taxonomy places the organism in Eukaryota, Fungi, Basidiomycota, Tremellomycetes, Tremellales, Cryptococcaceae. The transcript is spliced from 2 exons. Gene Ontology annotation, biological process: GPI anchor biosynthetic process. Gene Ontology annotation, molecular function: enzyme regulator activity. Bases 1 to 231 code for a protein of 76 amino acids. The record is from RefSeq and is a predicted model, not a curated record.